Messenger RNA from Vigna unguiculata (cowpea), 537 nucleotides. Lineage: Eukaryota; Viridiplantae; Streptophyta; Magnoliopsida; Fabales; Fabaceae. The record is from RefSeq and is a predicted model, not a curated record.
AUGGAGUUAUCAGAGGAUGAGGUUAAGGUCAUGGUAGAGGAGGUUCUUGUGUCGUUUGCUUUAGUUCAUGUGCCAACAGAUGAUGUAUAUAUUGCGGCUCAGGAAAAUCUUCAACCAAAUAAGAUUCCUCACUCUUUGGAAGAUCCUCUUGGUGCAUUACUCCAACUUGCUCAAAUCAUAGAUGAUAAGCCGAUGCAGAAUGAGAUUUCUGAAGGCCAUGUUUAUGCCAUACAAAAUUUCAGUGUUGCUCCGAAUUCUGGAAUAUACAGAACAACACACCACCCUUAUAAGAUAAAUUUCCAGUUUGGUACAAAAGUUUCUUUGCUUAAUGUUAAUUUCGUUCCUGAUAUGAAACCACAAUACACACCUUUGUCCUUAUUGACAACCACUGCAUUUGAUACUGAUUAUUUAGUUGAUAUCUUGGGAUUACUGGUCAGAGUGGGGACUGAAAGAGAAUUGCAAGUUGAUGGAAAGACAACAAAAUUAAAUGUCAUAGCAAUAGAAGCUGAUGGGUAUUUUAUAUCUAUACUAUACUAA